AAUCUAGAAGGGUUAAAAGCAACCGCCAUGUUUGGUCGCUUUUAUACUUAUGUAAUAAUAAAAAUAUAUUUACUUUUUCUCGUUCCCACGCAUAUGAGCCGCGGUUUUUUCACUUUCCCAAUCCCACUUCACUUUCCCUCACUUAUCUCUUUUUCUUUAUUCUCUCUCUUUUAUUUUCAUCUACUCGCGCGAAUCACAGCAGCAGCUCAAAUCCCUCAAAUCCGAAAGCUCAGCAGAUCCAUGGCAUCUAAAAGCUCUAAAAUCUCUCAACUCAACAAGUCGAAUAUGCUCGCAUCUCUGCAGGCUAGUACUAGCAGCGGUGGAAGGGGAAGGGGAAGGGGACGGGGACGGGGAGGGGCCAGGGGAAGGGGAGGGGCCAGGGGAAGGGGAAGGGAUAAUGAAAUUGUUAGGACAGAUGGAGGAGAUGGGGGGAGGGCUAAUGAAACUGGGACACCUAUGGACAAUGGUGCUGUAGAUGAUUUUGACUAUUUCUUAGAUGAUGAUGUAGGGAAGCUGAUUGAGAGUCUUCAGCGCAAGACUUCAAAAGGUGAUUUUAAUAAAAGGCCAGUAGAUGGAGGACCCAAGCUUGGUACCGUGCACUUUGUCGACAGAUGUAUUGUUGAGCCUCACUAUAAAAAGACAUUGUUGGCUAUAGUCCGAACUUUAUGGGAUGUAGAUACAGUGGAUUCAACUGGAAAAACGAGAGAGAUUUUUCUGGCUCGUUGUGCAGAAGAAUUUAGGGCUUACUAUGAGUACGAUUGUGAUGAUGCAAUUGGAGAUGUAUAUGUGAAAGAUCAUAUACAUACAAACUUUAAGAGCAUCCUCAGUAAGGAGAAGAAGCGAACAGAUGAAAGGGUUAAAAUAGCCAAGAGUCUAGGUUACUUGCGUGCCACUAGACGUAUGUUGAAUCCACAUUAUUUUGACGAUGCUGUAUGGGACAGCAUCAACAAGUACUGGGAGUCCGAAAAGUUUCACAAGGCUUCAGCAAAUGGGAAGAAAAAUUGUGCCAAGAAAGACAUGAAUCACAAAAGUGGGGCCAUUCCCUUUUCUGUGAGGCGAGCGAAAUUGGAUUCUAAGUUGGAGACUCCUAUGACGAAUCUAGAAUUCUUCAAGCAUGUCUAUAAUAUUGAGGAGCCAGUUGUGAAAAAUAUAAUGGAAGCUAUGGAGGUGAAUAACCCUCAAGAAGUCCCAGAGGCCCCUCAAUCUCCAGCGAGCAAAAGGAAACAUGAUUUGUACCUUCUUAUGCAGGCCAGGAAACCCAAAAAAAAUAAACUUAUAUUGUUCCCUCGAAACACCUUAUCAGAAUUGAUAGGAGGUAGUGAAGCAUCAAGAUUGAAUGCAGCUCAAUCUACUCAGGCCUCUCAAUUCAUCAUUCCAGAAGAUGCAUACUCAAUUAUCCGAAGGGUGCUAUCAGAGGUGACAAAUAUGGUCAAAUCUAUAGCUGACAAUCAGGUGCCUCGGACCCAACUUAGCAAAAUGUUGGAGAAACUAGCCACUGAAGCUUUUCCGGACAAAGCUAAUCCGGUUCAACAAUCAGCAUGGGAUCAGUAUAUUAGAAUUGCGAAUGAAGUUAUUGGUCAAGUGAUGCAGAAUUGCGACAAAAUUAUUAUGGAGGAAAAUGUUCCAGAGGUUCCAUAUGUUCCAGAAUUUCCGGUGGAGAAUGAUUUCUUGUUAAAUGGGGAGCUCAAUGUGGAGGAAGAGGAUAGGACAUUGAUUCAUUAUCCUCUGUAUCCGUAGUCAGUUAAAACAUGUAUUAGUUAGACUUUGUCGGAUUGUUAUUUAUUAGCUAAUUUAGUUUUAUGUAAUGUUUUGGUAUGUACUGUUUGAUUGAGAUCAAACAGGAGAUGAUGUUGUUGGACAGGGUAUGUAAAAUAUUAUAUUUAUAUUAUGCAGGUUUGACAUAUUUUUUGUUUUAA
Messenger RNA from Daucus carota subsp. sativus, 1916 nucleotides. RefSeq lists its product as uncharacterized. The transcript has 7 exons. The coding region runs from base 28 to 1737 and encodes 569 amino acids. Lineage: Eukaryota; Viridiplantae; Streptophyta; Magnoliopsida; Apiales; Apiaceae. The record is from RefSeq and is a predicted model, not a curated record.